Messenger RNA from Asterias rubens (European starfish), 1865 nucleotides. Its product is annotated as L-allo-threonine aldolase-like. The transcript has 10 exons. Gene Ontology annotation, biological process: L-threonine catabolic process; glycine biosynthetic process. Gene Ontology annotation, cellular component: cytosol. Gene Ontology annotation, molecular function: L-allo-threonine aldolase activity. The record is from RefSeq and is a predicted model, not a curated record. Bases 133 to 1251 code for a protein of 372 amino acids. NCBI's taxonomy places the organism in Eukaryota, Metazoa, Echinodermata, Asteroidea, Forcipulatida, Asteriidae.
CCGCCGUCGUCGCCCUUUCUACAGCUUAUUCAUUCAUACAGUCACACCGGUGCGUGGAAGGUUACUAUUUUACUUAUCAGUUUGCAAGAACCUGAUUCGUUUCUACCAUCAAGUUUAAAACUGAGAAGCAUCAUGGUGUUUGUAGCCGACUACCGGAGUGAUACCAUCACAAAGCCAUGUGCUGACAUGAGGAAAGCUAUGAUGGAAGCGGAGGUCGGAGACGAUGUUUUCGGAGAUGAUCCUACAGUGAAAAAACUGGAAGAGACUGUUGCAGCCAUGUUGAAGAAGGAAGCUUCACUGUUUGUGCCAACAGGGACAAUGUCUAACCUUAUCGCUGUGAUGGCUCAUUGCCAGGGUCGUGGUGAGGAGGCCCUACUGGGUGACGAGUCACAUAUCAUGCUCUACGAACAAGGAGGCAUCGCACAGUUUGCAGGGGUGAACCCUCGGACUGUAGCCAACAAGCCAGACGGCACCUUCGACCUCGAGGAAGCAGAGUCUAAGAUUCGGAUGGAAGAUAUCCACUUCCCCAGAACUCGAUUGAUAUGCGUUGAGAAUACGCACAACCAAGCAGGAGGGAAGAUUCUCCCGAUUGAAUUCCUUCAGAAGGUUCGUGCGCUUGCCGAUAAACACAAGCUCAUGGCCCACUUGGAUGGAGCACGACUCUGGAAUGCAGUUGUUGCCAUGGAAACGACCCCGGACACCAUUGCCCAGUACUUUGACUCCAUAUCGGUCUGCCUUUCCAAGGGCCUUGGAGCGCCGGUUGGCUCAUGUUUGGUCGGCAGCAGGGAAUUUGUUGAGAGAGGGCGUCGACAUCGCAAGGCCCUUGGUGGAGGUAUGCGUCAGUCUGGUAUCCUCGCGGCAGCUGGGCUUGUAGCAUUAGAAAAAGGAUUACCGAGGCUGAAGAUAGACCACGCAAAUGCAAAGCUGUUAGCUAAAGGAAUUUGUGAUGGGAAAUUCUCCAGCUACACAUGUGACGUAGUGUCAACAGAGACCAACAUGGUGUACCUUAUGAUGAGCACAGGGGUGUCUGCCAUGUUGGUUUAUAAAAUCUUAGAUGUAGUGUUGGAGGGAGAAGAAGAAGAAUUGGGCCAAGGCAUUCAGGUACGAGUGUGUCCAAUAAACAAAGCAUGUAUCCGACUGGCAGUCAACCUACAUAUUACCCCUGAAUCUAUUGAGAUGACCCUCAAGAAACUAGCCUUCGUCGAUCGUCUCAUCGUGAGUGGAGAGGCAGCCAAUCACCUUCCAAAAUAAAGAAAAUUACAAGACGUUCUCAGAUAUAAAGAAUCCAUAGAAGGACAGUUGGGGCGCCAAACUGUAAUUUUGUACUUUCUCAAAUCAAAAAACUUUUAAGCCUGCGCUCGCACGCUAAUCUAUAGGCAGACAUGCGCAUCACUCAGUACCUGCGCAAAAACACGCACCACAGUCACAUUGGCCGGAAAGGGUGUGACGAACAAGUCUUUGUUAUAUAGAAAUGAUAAUGCCUUCAACUUUUAUCAACUGAUGAAAGUGUAGAUUAUUUGUAUACGAAUCUAAACUCAAAUACAUGUACCAAUUUGCAGUUGAGUGUACAAACUAAAGUGAUAGUUCAAUUUGAAAAUAACUGUCUUUGGAUUUCCAAAAACAUUUUCAGUUAAACAAUUUGCUUUAAUAAUAUAUACACAAUUUUAAACAAAAAAUUGUACUCGAUAAUGUUGCAAGCACCAAAUUGUGUGCUUAAAUUUUUCAAAUAGUUAACUGUGAACAAACGUACAAAGAUUCAGGGAAUGUAGUUUAAAGUCAGAGAUUAGACUCUAAGUGUAGAUUCGUGACUACAAAUUGUCUUCGGCUCGUACAUUCUAUCCACGAAUCUACUCUUUCUCGAUCAC